Messenger RNA from Lycium barbarum (goji berry), 1531 nucleotides. RefSeq names its product light-regulated protein, chloroplastic. Lineage: Eukaryota; Viridiplantae; Streptophyta; Magnoliopsida; Solanales; Solanaceae. The transcript is spliced from 3 exons. Gene Ontology annotation, cellular component: chloroplast. The record is from RefSeq and is a predicted model, not a curated record.
AGUAUUGAAUUAAUCAUCUCAAAAUGCAGGCACCACCGUGCUUUACACCACCAUAUAUUCCCCUAUGCAGGCAGCACUGUGCUUUAGCCUUUACACCGCCAUAUAUUCCCCUAGUAACACCAUCCAAGACCUUAUGAACGUCACCUUUGAGAUUCAUUUCUACUCUCAAAACUCACACAUGUCCUCCGAUCAAAGCAGUUACAGUUUCAUAUGACACUUCCACUGUUGACUACAGCUCCAUGACCUCAGUCUUUCCUGCUGAAGCUUGUGAGAUAAUAGGAGGACAAGCUUGUGAUGUUGAAAUGUAUCCUGAAAGCAAACUCAAAUCAUCACCCACAAGCACCCGACGAACCACUACUUUGGAGAGUGUAGACAGAGAAUAUCUUGCCUACAAUGAGCCUAAGACUGUAUUCUUAGGAGAAGCUUGUGAUGAUCUAGGAGGAGAAUUCUGUGAAGCCGAGUAUCAGACUGGAGUUUACUAAGAUCAGCUCGUUAAUUAUUCAUAUCGAUAUGUAGAUAAUAACCUGUGCAUUUAUGCUAUCUAAAUCAUUACUUCUACUUAUUAACAACUGGUGUAUUUUUGUGCUGAAAUUCAUACAGAAAUCUGGUAUAAGUAGGCUAUAGAGGAACAUUUCAUUAUUUAAAUAAAGACCAAAAAGGAAAAGAAAAGGAACAGAUUAAUGAAUAUAGUGCUACUAUAUUUUAAAUCCCUACAUAUGUUAACAACCUAGUACUGGACGCCUAAAGGUUCCAAGGCGUACAACUAAAGUUUUGACCAUCACUAGGUUGAUCCAUCAGAAAAUGAAACUCUCUGUUGAUCGAACUGUUUCUCUCGUUAAAACUAGUCCAUAAUUAUCAGAGAAGAAAUAUAACACAUAAUUAAAUAGGUAUGUUACUGUCCUAGUACUGGACCUCUAAAUAUACAUGUAAAUAUAAAAGAUGCAUAUUUGAAAUUGGACAUCUUGUAUCUGUGGAUGCAGCAUAGGGAUUAUAUAACUCUGUUACAGAUGUAAUAUUAUAUACUAAUAUCCAACUUAUUUUCAUCUUAAGUAAUACCUUCCAAUAUUAUCGAAUACUGAAGAUCAUUGCAGUGUUUUACCAUUUUGAUGCUCUUUGAUUGGAAACUUUCAGAAUGUUGCUAUUGUUGAGAAGUGAUGCAUAAGGCCGACCCCCUGUAAUUGAAGAGACACGGGUAAACAAAACAAGGUGCCACUGGAGGAACUUGACAGAUCCCCUACUGGAGAGGAUCCAAAUCCUUUAAAGAUAGUAGAACAGAGAAGACGCAAAGAAUAUAAUCUUCAAAGCACUCAAAGCUGAAAUACAACUGUUACCUUUAAUCUUGUAAACUAGAAGAAUCUAUCUCUCUUUCUUGAAUUUACAACCAGCAAGAGAAGGAUAGAAAAUAUUUUUCUCACAGUGCUGAUUAAAUGGAUUUUCGACAAAUCACAGAGAGAAUAUGUUCUAUUGGGUUAAAGACGUUUUGCCCAAAUUUGACUUUCUUUAGAUUUUCAUUCCUAGUAGGAGUUGGAAU